UAUGUACUGUGAGCCGCCCCCGCCGCCGCCGGAAAAGCCGGUUUGUAGGUGCAAGAACUGUAUACUCCGAGAACCGGAUAUCGUUCCUUGGAUUGAUGUCAUGUCCUUAAAUAUGGCUGAGCGAGAUGAUGAUAUCGUCCGGCGGAUGUCCACCAAGACACGUCGUUCUAUGGAGAGCGUGGUUUCAGAUGCACCAGAGCCGAAGAAAUCCAAUGAUCAACAGUUGUCCCCAGUAGAGAAUAACACUCCAUCCGAGUUUACCUCAAUCUUACAAGAGGAUACUCCACCGAAAAAACCUCCGCCCCCUCAACCCACCAUUUUGCUAGUUGUGGUCAACAAUCAGCAACCACAACAGUCUGCCAGAAGAGAAUGUCCGACCUCAGGAUCGGCGUGUCCAGGUUCAGGAUAUCCCUGCUCUGGACUUAGAGAAUAUUCCUGCCUAGCAGCUAGAGAAAGAGAAUAUUCCUGUCCAGUAGCUAGAGAAAGAGAAUAUCCCUGUCCAGUAGCUAGAGAAAGAGAAUAUUCCUGCCCAGCAGCUAGAGAAAGAGAAUAUUCCUGCCCAGUAGCUAGAGAAAGAGAAUAUUCCUGCCCAGCAGCUGGAGAAAGAGAAUAUUCCUGCCCAGCAGCUAGAGAAAGAGAAUAUUCCUGCCCAGCAGCUGGAGAAUCCAUCUGCCCAGCAGCUAGAGGAUAUACCUGCCCAGCAGCGAGAGGAUAUCCCUGCCCAGAAUAUCAUGGCCCGGCAACGGGUUAUCCCUGUCCAGCUGCCAGAGGACAUCCAGGCCCAGGACCGGGAUAUCCCUGCCCAGCAACUAGAGGACAUCCAGGCCCGGGACCCAGACGCUUUUCAGGACCAGGCGGACCACCAAAUAGGUAUUAUAAUGCACCGCUUAGACCUGGACCAAGACCAGGAUAUGAUGACCAUUUUCGAUACAAUAGAAACUUUCGAAACUGGUACCAAGAUUACCCAAGGGGACAGUCCAGAGGAUAUCCAAAUAAUGGUUACGCCGACUCGCCAAGGAAUCGUGGUUCGCCGACCUUUUACCGCGAUAGCCGAUAUGCCAGGCCUAAGUCAGAGGAUCGGACAAAGUCAAAUGAUCGAAUUAAAUCAGAUUUUCGGAUUAAAUCAGAUUAUCGGACAAAGUCAAAUGAUCGAAUUAAGUCAGAUGAUCGAAUUAAAUCAGAUUAUCGGAUUAAGUCAAGUGAUCGGAUUAAGUCAAGUGAUCGGAUUAAGUCAAGUGAACGGUUUAAGACAGUUGAUUUAACCAAGUCAGCUGAUCGGAUUGAGUCAGAUUAUCAACUUAGAUCUGUUGGAGGCAAAAUUAAAGAUAGUAGUUUGGGAGGGAGUCAAAUCCCCAAGGCUUCUAAUUCCGCAUAUUCAGAGCUAUCGCAACACACUGAUCAAUCGUCUACUAAAAGUUUCUCUACCGAAGGCUCAAGAAAAUCGAGUUUUAGUAUGAAAUCAAAAACACAACAAAACAACGAAGAGAACUAUUCGGAGUGGGGAAGUCAGGAGACUAUGCAGGAGGUUGUUGUGACUGAUAACACAAACAAGACAUUUAGAUGCAUUCAGGUUCCCAUUUGCAUAUCGGUUGGAAAACCCAAGAAUUGUCCUGCUUGCAAACGUGAUAGGUGUGCAAAUUCGCGGUCUAUAUGCGACGAUGAUGAGGACAAGUCCAGCUGUAAUUCCCAAGACAAAUGCAGUUGUAGUUCCCAAUCCAAUGGCAGCUUUAAUUCGCAAAGCACCUGCAGCUGUUGUAUCCCAGAAAAAUGCAGUUGUAGUUCCCUAUCCAGUUUUAAUUGCCAAAGCACCUGCAGCUGUAAUAUCCCUGAAAAUUUCUGCUGUACUUACAAAGACAGCUUAGAUUUCCAAAACACCUGCAGCUCUAAUUCUCAAAGCAUCUGCAGCUGUAAUACUCCAGUCAAACGCAGAUAUAGUUCCCAAUGCAAUGACAUCUUUAAUUCUCAAGUCAAGUGCAUCUGUAAUAUCCCGGACACUGACAGCUGUGAUUCCCAAAGCAUCUGCAGUUGUAAUUUUCAAGAUAAAUGUUGCUGUGAUACCGAAGAUGACUGCAAUAUCUCCAAUUUGGAGCGAACUCUCUGUGAUAUAGUGCCGAAUGUCGAGUGCUUGUCCUACUUAAAAGAGAAAAAGCAGCCCAGAAAACGUCGAAAAAAAAGGCCUGUUAAAGUCGUUUACGAUCGGUUUGCCAAUCCUCCAUUUGUCCUCGAACCAAAGCCUAGAUGCUUGGAGUAUGGUUGCUGUCCUUAUGGCCAAUGUUGCUUUAAUUCCUGCUGCUGUGCUCCGGUGGGAAGAACUUGCUAUAACUUGGACUAUUGCUGUGGAAGAGGUUGGGGCUGCUGUUAAGGCAAUUUCCUGUGAGCACUUCAAGGGAACAGAGGCUAAAACCUCCUCAAUCAACUCAAAAAAAAAAUCUUAAAUAUUUUACAAGAGACUGUAACGUCACUUUCUGAUAAAUAAUAUCCAAACGAUUACUUACCCCAAGGAAUUUAUA
This is a messenger RNA of Drosophila kikkawai, 2510 nucleotides long. RefSeq lists its product as uncharacterized. Lineage: Eukaryota; Metazoa; Arthropoda; Insecta; Diptera; Drosophilidae. The record is from RefSeq and is a predicted model, not a curated record.